AUGACGGGUUCGUCGAUAGCGUUGGACACGCCGACUAAAAGCGUGGAAGCGACCGAGAGAUGUCGGUACGAUCUUUCGGAAGCCAGCUAUCGAAACCUGCUUCGGUUAGAAGAGAGGGUUCCAAGCCGGUCGCGUCCAGACAAGCGUCCGUCGACGUCCGACGAUCGAGGAGAUUCCGGAGCCGCCGACGAGCUCUACGAUGCUUUGGAACGGUACGACGACGGAGAAGAAGAGAAUGCCUUCGUCACGCCACCGACGACUACGGAGGAGUUGGAGGUCGCGACGUUACCCGCGGAGCGUGCACCGCAGCAACGGGAGCAACAGUCUUCGACGCCGGCGACUCCCAAGUCCGUCCCGCUGGAAGAUCUCGAUGCUCACCGUCGAGAAUCGGCGAAGGAGAACGAACGUACGUUGGAACUGGGCAACCAGAAGCUGAACGAGGUGCAGGACAAACUUGCGGAAAAGGAACGAAAACUCACAGAAGCCAGAGUCGUCAUACAGAAAUUAAAAGACGAAAUACACGAGGCGAAGAUGUCCGCGUUGAGAGAAUCGUCCGACGUUCGCAGCAUCGCGGAGGAAGAGGUCGAACGUCUCAAGACCGAACUCGCUUCCAAGACGGAUGCACUGAAGGAAAGGGAUCUGGACGUUGUUCGCUUGGAAUCGGAUCUGAAAGCCGCGAGGAGAAAGUCGAAGCAGCCGCCACCUGAAGAGAGCGGACUCGAGCUGCAGCAAAAGCUGCAGGAAGCCGUCCGCAAACUGAAAGACCGAGAGAGAUCUCACGCCGACAUGGAAGAGGAGUUGGAAGAGAAAGACGACAAAAUCAGCGCGCUGAAAAAAGAGUCGACGCUCGCCAAGACCGCGAUGUCCAUGUACGAAAAGCGGGUGGACGUCUUGGAAGAAAACCUGAAAACGGCUUGCAAGCGAUACGACGAGGAAGUGAAAAACAGACGGAUUGUGGAGGCGGCCGCGAAAAAGGCAGACGAGCACGCGCAAUCCAUGGCCGACAAGAACGUCGAAUUGCAGCGAGAACUGUUAAGAAGGCAAACCGAAGAGUCGUUGUACGAAAUGGAAGUGAGCAUCGGAGAGAAGGAGGAGUUGCGGCGAGCGCAAUCCGAUCUGGAGGAGGAACGGAAGACGGUUAUGCGAUUGAAGAGUGCGACUGAGGACCUGAAAAAGGACCAAACGCGUCAUUCGGAGGUUCUUCGAGAGAACAGGAACCUGAAGGAGGAGGUGGAAGCAAACGCCAGGAGGAUCGAAAGUAUCGACGACGAACUUCGCUCGUCGAAACGGACGCUCGGCGACAGAGACAGACUGGUUUCGGACAAAGAUCGAGCGACGUCCAACCUGAAGAAGGAAAUCGCCACUCUCAGAGACGAACUUCGUGCCGAAAAGGACAAGGUGGCAACAGCCGUGAAGGAACGCAGCGACGACGACGCCCGAAGUUCAGAGUCUUCGCUGAUCAAGGAUGUCGAAAAAUUAACCGCCCUGAAGGAUGAGAACGAGAAGGAGAGUAGGAGGAUGGAAAAGCAGCUUUCCGAUAAAGAUCGCACGGCUAUCGACUUGCGGAACGAGAUCGACACCCUGGAAGAGAAAAUGAAACAAAACGGAAGUAAGACGGAGGAUCAAAUGACGGCCUACAAAGAAGAGAUUGAAAGAAACGUGAAGAGGAUGAAAGAAAAAGACGAAAGACGAACUGCGACGGACGUCCCGCGAUCUGGCGGCCGCCAAGGAAGCCGGAUCAGGCUGAAGGCGAACCACGAAAACAUCGAGAAGGAGAUCCCGCAGUGGAAGCAAAGGGUCGAAGAAUUGAAGAAGGCACGAGACGAAUCUCACGAAUCCCACGUCAAGGAACUCGGAUCGCUUCUAGACGAUCUCGAGAGGGAGAAAUCGGACGCUGAAACGAAACUUGCAACGGCGAAGGCGAGCCACUCGGACGAGAUCGAAAAUCUUCGAACGCAGAUAUCUUUUCUCAAAGAAAAGGAAUCGAAACUGAGAAGAGACACAGGUAAGUUGCAUGCGGCCCUAAAGGAACGGGAAGAGAAGCAUCUCGAUCAGAUAGCUAAACUGGAAUCCGAUAAGAUUUCGCGAUCGGCCGAAGCGGAAGAGGCUCUUGACGAGUGCGCGUCCCUCUCGGAGAAACUGAAGCUCGCGACCGAUUCCGAACGUCGGUCGAAGGAGGACCUUCAUUGGUGGCAAGCCGAGAAGAGGUCGUGGCAAGCGACGGCCGAACGACGUUCGGCAGAUCUCGACAAGCUUCGCGACCUGCUGAAUACGUCCGAGAGAGAACGCGCAAAUCUUGAGUCCCAACUUUCGAACGUUGACAAGAAUGUAACGGAUUCGAAAGAAACGGAUUCGUUGAAGCGGGAGCUGGAAAGACAUCGACAGGAGAUCCGACAACUCGAACGACUUCUGAGCAACGAAAAGAGGGAGAAGUCGGGUGAAUCCAACGAUAUAAUGAUUUCGGAACUAAGUAACGAACUCAAAACGGUCAUCGACGCGCGCGAUAGACUGGUGAAAGAGAACACCGAAAUGGAAAAGAGGCUAUCGGAAUCGGACAAAAGUCUGUCGAUUUUGUACGACGAAUCGAUGAAAAAGGUUGUCCACCUCGAAGAAUCGGUGUUUUCGAAGAACAAGGAAGCGGACGAAUUGAGAUCAGAUUUGACGAAAACGAAGAUGGAGAUGGACGAGAUCAAAAGACAACUCAACUUUGCCAAUAACCAAGUGGCGGAGGCGUAUUCCGAAGUGACUCGUAUCGUCGAGAACUCGGAAGACGGACGAUCGCACGAGGAAUGUCGAGAACUUCUCACACGACGCCUCGAUGAAGUGGAACGUUCGUUGGAAAAGGAAAGGAUGAAGGCGGCCGAUUGUGCGCAAAUGAACAAAGAAUUAAUUCGACAUAUAUCCUAUCUGACGAACGAAAUAGAAACAGUAAAUUACGGCCAAAGUGUCGAGGCGCCUGUCGGCACUCUGGAGGUUCGUGGUCGUCGUGGGCACCUUACCGGCGUUGCCCAUCGGUUGUUGUCCGAACGUCGGAUACCGGUGUUUCGUAUGCAGGAAGGAGCAGACGGACAAGGAGUGCCACCAUCUCGUCACGACGAUCGCGAACGAAGGUACGGAAGACGAGGAGGAUAUCUGCCGCGGUGCGCCUCCGGUAUUCCCGCGUCUCGACUCUCGCCAGUCGACGAGACCGGAAGUCGCCGAGAAGGACGAGUUCGAGAUCGCGAGGCGCGUCGACAGGCGUGCGAGAUCGGCCGCCGACAAGCUGAGGGUGGAGAUCGAAAAGGAGAUAAG
Anneissia japonica is the source of this 3291-nucleotide messenger RNA. RefSeq names its product intracellular protein transport protein USO1-like. The annotation marks the transcript as partial. The record is from RefSeq and is a predicted model, not a curated record. The transcript has 5 exons. Lineage: Eukaryota; Metazoa; Echinodermata; Crinoidea; Comatulida; Comatulidae.